This is a messenger RNA of Saccostrea echinata, 3111 nucleotides long. RefSeq lists its product as uncharacterized. Lineage: Eukaryota; Metazoa; Mollusca; Bivalvia; Ostreida; Ostreidae. The record is from RefSeq and is a predicted model, not a curated record. Bases 190 to 2022 code for a protein of 610 amino acids. The transcript is spliced from 12 exons.
GCAAUGUAUAUGCCCGGCUCAUAACGGGUUGUUAAAGAUCGACAUCUUAAAAAUCAUCUAUCAUCUAGCAAUAUCAAGAUAUAUUGGGAAGCGCUGACGUCAUCGCUUAACUCCGUCUCCCCGUUCUGAACCCCAUGCCGAAAAAUAAACCCAUCCUCUGCAACAGAGAAAAUGGCGUCGUGAGUGAAAAUGAACACAAACAACAGUAGUUUUGAGCACAGCCCGUCUGUGAGUGAGGAUGCUAACAGUUCGUGGGUACAGUCCUGUGAAUACGAGCUCACGGCCUUACCCGAUCUACACUUGGGGGCAGAGGGCAGUGUUGAACUUGGCAACCUGGUGGAAGAUAAGGAAAUAGCGGCACGUGCAGUGGCCUUUGUUGUCAAUAGCACCAGGAAGGGAAUAGUCCCUCUCUGUGCUGACGUGGCCAAUCUUCUGCGAGCCAAAAGAAGACUCGAAAAGAAAGUGUUCAUCCUGAAGAAAGAGAAGGAUUUUCUGCAUUCAGCGUCCUCGUUAAGUCGACAGACCAGUCAUUCCAUAAGUCCAACCCCGGCCUCGUACAGCUCAGAGAAAAGUGCACAGGCAGAGUUUCUGUUUAAUCUCCCCUCUGAUAGAAACAGGCCAUGCUCUCGAUGUAGUCAAUGCUCAACCAUCAGCAGCUCUCCAAAUUUUGAUAAAAAUCGACAAAGACUUUCCAGUCUGCAAUACUCGCCUGCCAGUAGCCAUGGAGAUGAACCAAGCAACAGACGACAAUAUUCUCUGCGUGGAAAGCGGUCACGGUCUGAGAGCUGUGAUGCUCUCAAAGAGCAUCCUUUUUGUACAACGGAAGCGGAGAUCCAUGCGCAACCUAAGGAUAUUGAAUUCGAUUUCACUGAGGUUAACGUUAAUGGACAAUUACCAGACGAUAAUAGUUUGAAAGAUGAUAUUUUCGAUUGUGAUAACAUUGAUGAUAAGUCAGAGAUUGGAAAUAAAAAUCAAAAUGGAUGUGAAAUGAAUGAAAUUGAACAGAAUACCGAAUCUGAAAGAAAAUUUACACAAAACGGACAAACUGCAAAAUGUGAUUCUUCCAAUAAAGACGAUGCUGAAACGUUGGCGACGGUGAAAUCCAAGGGAACAAAUUCAAGCAAAAAGAAGAGUGCAUCAUCGUCAUCCGAUAGAGAUUCAGAAAGUAGUAUACAAAACAAUGAGAUGGAUUACAGAGAGAGUGAAUUGUCAACUCUAAGUGAGAGACGUGGCUCUGGGGAGCUAGUCGUUGAAAAGUACAAAUCAGUAACAACCACAUGUUCUGUGGCAGCAGAGAAAAGUUUAGAAGACAAAUUUGCUCAAAGUAUGUUGCUGAAUUCAAAACUAACUGAAGAAUUAGGUGCUGCAAAGAAAGAAAUCGAGAUUCUGAAGAAACGUUUAUCAGAACUAGAGCCCUACAAGAUCGAUAGUUGUACAUACGACAGACUGAUUAUUGAAAAUGAAGUAGGGGGUACCAAAAUGGAAUACCUGGAAAAGAAAUCGCUUAACAACAAUAAUCGACAAAGUAAAGGUAGUGAAAGGUAUCUAAAACAUAAGGUGACGCCAAUUUCACCAUACCUAUCCCAGCCCUUGUAUGGCUGUAAAUGUAGCGCGUGUGAAGCCGUGUUCUCAAGUUCCGAGUAUAUAUGGGAAGCCGACCAAGCUUUUACAGAGAAGAGGACCUUUUCAGUCAGUCACAAACUUCAUGUACAGCAGAAUGACCACGUUGUCGCUAAAGGUGACCGAACAGGCCAAAUUCGAUAUAUUGGACAUUUGGACAAACAAGGACAAUCCAAUCUGUUGUUCGCUGGACUGGAACUGGACUCUCCAGUUGGAAGGCAUGAUGGAGUCCUGAAUGGGAAAAGAUACUUUAGUUGUCCCAAGGACCAUGGGAUUUUCAUACCACUUCAAGAAAUUAUAUGUAAAGUUGGAAAGAAGGUACCCAAAAAAACUCCAGGCCGGGAAGAAUCAUCAAAACUGCAUCGAAAAAAGAAAAAUGAUAGACUGUUAACAAGCAAAUAGCGCUGUUGUAGAGAAGGGGUUUCAGCAAAUCCAGUCAUUAAAGGAGUUAAGAUGAAAGUCUAUAUGCCUUGCACUGCGUAUUCAAGUUUAUCUUUUAUUUUCUGGAAAAAGUGUACAUUGAGAAACAAAUUAACAUCUACUAAAGUCAUCUGUAUAAGUCAUAUUAAUAGAUGAGUCAAAAUAGCAUUAUGUUUAACGUUUCAUUGAUAAAAGUUGUUACUUCAAAACAUAUCGAAACUGCUUGUAUUGAAGUGAAAUGAUGAUCUUUAGACUUACUUGAUUUGUCUAAUCAUUAUUCAGAGAAAUGUUUUUCCUAGGUAUUAAAAUGUGCUGAGUAUCGAAACAGUAACUAAAAAGAUAAAUAAGGUUCUGGAGAUAAAUUAUAUUAGUGCUUUAUGUAAAUGGUUAUGCACAGUGCAUUUUUGAUAAAUCAGUCGUAGAUUUUUACCAUUUUUUAGGGAAAAAACGAGAUGUUAUUCCAUGGACUUCUUUUCAUGGUGCGAUUAAAAAAUGAUUGAAUCACCUUUUUGAUGACAGAAAUCAUUAUAACUCGGUGCAUAAUGCUGAAUAGAUUAAAAUGUCAUUACUUUAUUGUGUACAAAGGGUGACGUAGCAACACGUGGUACCAGUUCCUUUGUACGGGUUUUUGCAAUUUAAACAUAUUAAACGUGACAUCUUAAUUAAUCAAGGUAUUAAUUACUUAAAUUGAUUUCAAACCACAUGUUUUAUCGGGUUGUCAACUGUCUAUCUCGUCAAAUGCCAAUAAUAUUGACCUUAACAUUAUUUAUCUUAUUUCUUUAAUAUUCGAACGCAUAAUCAGAAAAUUCUCGUAUUUAAUUAUUAAUGAUAUUUAUUACUUAUGAGUCAAAUCCACCUUGAAAUGUUUUAAUUGUUAGGUUUUUUGUCAAAUAUCAAUAUAAGUCACGAUUAUCCCUGAGGUGGUUGUGUCCAGUACUAUAAAAUAUUCUCAUAAUAAAAUAUCCUUCCGUUUUCGUAUUUUUAGGAAGGAUAUUUAUUCGCUUGUGAGAUUCCUAAACGUUCAUUUUGUACACAAGAUCCAUUCUUCCUUCCAAUUCUGUUUAUUUUUCU